UAUUAUAAGCAUGUUAAUACAAAAAUUGAAAGAAGUUUUCAUUCUAUUCCAAAUUUUGUUUUGGUCAACUCUAAAGUCCAAAAAGACUUGCAAUAUAUUUAAUACAAAAAUGGAAUGAACUCAUUCUAUUCCAAAAUUUGUUUUGGUCAACUCUAAAAGUCCAAAAAGCCUUGCAAUAUUUAAUACAAAAAUUGAAUGUAUUCCAAAAUUUGUUUUGGUCAACUCUAAAGACCAACAAGACUUGCAAUAUUUAGUCCCUUAGCCCCCCUAGUUUUCCUCCAAGAACGUCUCACCACCACAAAGGCAAAACACAUUUUGUUGAGGAAUUUCCUUCACUAUCUCUUAAAAACAAAUUUCUCCUCAAUUUGGUUACAUAGUAGAUUAGGCAUUUCCUCCCCCUUUCCCUGGUUUCAUCAACAAAUUUCUGCUAAUUUGCCAUUCUAGACUCCUCCAAACCAUCACCAUAAUAGCCAUUGCCUCGACCAAACCAUCACCAUAAUAGCCAUUGCCUCGACGACAAAGUAGAAUGGAUGCUGACGAGCUAAGAAAAGUUUUCCAAAUGUUCGACGAGAACAGCGAUGGUCGGAUCACCACGAAGGAGUUGACUGAUUCAUUGCGUAGAAUGGGAAUCGUCAUACCGGCGGAGGAGUUGACCCAAAUGAUCGAGAAAAUUGAUAAGGAUGGGGACGGGUGCGUGGACGUUGAUGAGUUUGGGGCGCUGUACCAAUCCAUCAUGGGUGAGCGGGAUGAUGAUGAUGAGGACAUGAAGAAGGCAUUCGAUGUGUUUGACCAGAAUGGCGAUGGGUUCAUCACCGUUGAUGAGCUAAAGUCGGUGCUGGCAUCACUAGGGCUCAAGCAUGGUCAGGCUGUCGAGGACUGCAUGAACAUGAUCACGAAGGUGGACGUGGAUGGCGAUGGAAUGGUGAAUUUCACAGAGUUCAAGCAGAUGAUGAGAGGGGGUGGAUUUGCCGGAUUGACCUGA
Molecule: messenger RNA, 982 nt
Organism: Ipomoea nil (Japanese morning glory)
Lineage: Eukaryota; Viridiplantae; Streptophyta; Magnoliopsida; Solanales; Convolvulaceae
Product: calmodulin-like protein 7
Exons: 1
Coding region: 527-982 (151 amino acids)
Molecular function (GO): calcium ion binding
Source: RefSeq, a predicted model, not a curated record